This is a messenger RNA of Galendromus occidentalis (western predatory mite), 964 nucleotides long. It is a transcript of the gene Sgt1, whose product is annotated as suppressor of G2 allele of skp1. NCBI's taxonomy places the organism in Eukaryota, Metazoa, Arthropoda, Arachnida, Mesostigmata, Phytoseiidae. Gene Ontology annotation, molecular function: protein-folding chaperone binding. The transcript has 2 exons. Bases 222 to 785 code for a protein of 187 amino acids. The record is from RefSeq and is a predicted model, not a curated record.
AAGCAGCGCUCUCCUCAAGAAAGUGCCUCUCACGAUCAAUCGCUUCACUUUUUGCGAAGCGUACGCUGAGAUUCUCUCCAAAUUCAGAGUGUCGCCGCGAAUAAAAUCGCGGUCGGGAGUCGGACUCUGUAGCUUCUAUUCAAAUCGGUCGGCGGUCUCCAUACCGUGACACCAUCCAGUGGAAUAUUCGAGACGUUUCAGCGCUUUGGAUCCCGCUCAAAAUGACUACGUUACGCCACGAUUGGUAUGAGACCGAGUCUCAGGUCACGAUAGAGAUCUUCUUGAAGAAUCAGAAAACUGAGGAUGUGAAGGUCGAGUUCACGAAAGACUCAGUCUCCGUUCACGCAAAGCUGCCGUCGGAUGUCUACGAUCUGGAAUUGAAUCUCUUCCAAGAGAUCAAUCCGGAGCGAUCGAGCUUCAAAGUCCUCACCACUAAAAUAGAGAUUCGACUGUGCAAAACCUCCGCCGGAAAGUGGUCGGUGUUGGAGCGGAAGCCGGAUGAGAAACCGGAGGACAAAACUCCAUCAUACCCCACUUCGAGUUUGAUAAAGCAUGAUUGGGACAAACUCGAGAAAGAAAUCGAGAAGGAUACCAGCUCACAGGAUGUCGGAGAUCUUUUCAAGCAGAUCUACAUGUCAGGCGACCCAGAGGUGCGCAGAGCGAUGAACAAGUCUUUCUUGGAGAGCAACGGAACAGUGCUCAGCACGAACUGGGACGAAAUAGGCAAACGGAAAACAGAAGUCAAACCACCGUCUGGGACUGAAUUCAAGACCUUCGAAAACUGAGGAUAUCCAUCAUGUAAAGUCAAUCCUUGAUUUAUCUCUUUUUAAUAUUCAUUUGCGGUACCCACCAUGAUCAACAUUAUGCCUCAAUGCCCCCAUAUUACUUGAUGCUUAGGUAUGCAAUGCGAACAGGAUUGGCAUCAUUGUCUGAAUAAACGAUAGGAGGUCAGAGAACUCUCAAA